AUGGCCCAGCCGUCUCCGAUGGCGCUUGCCAAUCGUGGCGAGAUAGCCAUUCGGCUCAUCAAAGCAUGUCAGAAGCUGCAAAUUAUCGCCAUAGCCAUCUACGUGGCCGACGAUGCCGAUUCGAUGCACGUGCGAGUUGCCGAUGAAGCCUAUGAGCUAUCAGGACGAGGUUCGCAUGGGUACCUCGACGCCGCUGAAAUCGUGAGCCUUUGCAAGGCGCACCAGAUCCAGGCGGUGAUCCCAGGCUAUGGGUUCCUCAGCGAAGAUUCUCGAUUUGCCAUCGCCCUACAGGCCGAGAAUAUUUUCUUUGUCGGGCCAGAUGUGUCCUCGCUCGAACAGUUUGGGCUCAAGCACACAGCCCGCGAGCUGGCGAUUCGCGCCGGGGUACCCGUAGUUCCGGGCACUGGCACGGUCAAGACGGCAGAGGAGGCACAGGAAGCCGCGUUGCGCCUUGGAUACCCGGUCAUGGUGAAGGCUACAGCUGGGGGUGGCGGAAUGGGCCUGCAGAAGUGCAACGAUGCAGAAGAGCUCGAGGCGGCCUUUGAGGCUGUCAGGAGCCGGGGAAAGGCAUUGUUCAAGAAUGCAGAGCUCUUCUUAGAAAAGUAUGUCGCCAAUGGGCGUCAUGUCCAAGCCCAGAUCUUCGGCAACGGUCAGGGCGAUGUCCUCUUCUUCGGCGAACGCGAAUGCAGCGUACAGCGGAGACACCAAAAGAUUAUCGAGGAGUCUCCAAGCCCUUUUAUUGCUGCACACCCUGAGAAGCGAGCCGAGCUGCAAGAGUACUCGACGCGAUUGGCAGCUUCGGUCCACUACAAAUCAGCCGGUACCGUCGAGUUCCUAGUCGACGACGACACGGGCGACAUGUAUUUUCUAGAGGUGAAUACGAGGUUGCAGGUCGAGCACGGCGUCUCGGAACUGUGUUAUGGCGUCGACCUGGUGGAGAUGAUGCUGCUCCAGACGGCCGCCGAGAUGGCAGGGCUCGGGGGUCUCGUGGGUGAUGCGCUGUCGAGGUACAGGCGCACCCAGGGGAUCGGACAUGCAAUCGAGGUCCGCGUCUACGCUGAGAAUCCAGCCAAAGACUAUGCGCCAAGUCCAGGGCUGCUACAGCAGGUCUCGUUCCCCAGCGACGGGGGCAUGCGCGUGCGUGUCGACACUUGGGUUGACAGUGGGACCGUUGUGUCGCCGUCCUUUGAUUCCUUGAUCGCCAAGAUCAUGGUCCAUGCUGACGACAGGGCGGCUGCCAUCCGAUCCAUGAACGAAGCACUGGCGAACACGGUCUUGAGAGGGCCGCCUACGAACUUCGACUUCCUCGCGGCGAUUCUAAGCACCCAUGACUUCGUGUCUGGACACACGACGACCAACAUGCUCGAGACACGUUUCCAAUAUCAGCCAGCUGCGAUGGAAUUCUUGGAGCCAGGGGCAUUCACAACCGUCCAGGACUACCCAGGGCGCGUGAAUGUUCCCCACGGCGUGCCACAGUCUGGCCCGAUGGACUCGCUGUCGUUCCGCGUGGCCAACCUCCUUGUUGGCAACCCCGAGGGCCUAGAAGCCUUCGAGAUCACCAUGGUCGGUCCUCGCAUCAAGUUCUAUUCUGCAGCCGUCAUAGCUCUUUGUGGAACCGCGUUCCCCCUGUGGAUUGAAGGACAGCAGGCCGGGAGCUGGGCACGGCACAGCAUUCCUGCCGGAGCCGGGGUGCAGAUUGGGGAAGCGGCGUCGGGGGCGCGGGCUUACCUCACUGUGCGCGGCGGGUUGCCCGAGGUCGCCACGUACCUUGGAUCCAAGAGCACGACUCCGUCUGUGGGCUGGGGCGGCUAUCAGGGACGGUGCAUGCGGGCUGGGGAUUUUGUCUUCCUGGACAGGGCGGCCAGCAUGGAAGCCUCUACCAUCGGUCAUUUCCAGCUGCCACAAGCCAUGAUCACAGAGCCCAGGGCCAACCCUCGCCUCUAUGCACUUCCUGGGCCGUGGUGCUCAGACGACUUUACUUGCUCCUUCAACUCCAAUCGCGGAGGCAUCAGACUCGACGGUCCAUCCCCUGCGUGGUCAAGAUCUGGCGGGGGCGAGGGCGGCAGCCACGCCAGCAACAUGGUCGGCUACGGAGUGGCUCUGGGCAGCGUAAGCUGGACUGGUGACGCGGCCGUGGUCCUCCUCGCAGAUGGGCCCAACCAGACGGGCUUCAUCAUUACUCACACCAUCGCGCAAUGUGACCACUGGCGACUGAGUCAGUUGAGGCCCGGCGAAAAAGUGUCCUUCCAAGCCAUCACGCCAGACCAAGCCAUGGAACUCGAAGCACGGAUUGACAGGCACCUCCAAAAUGUUGCAAGAGUCAUCGGCAACGAAGGUGUGUUCCCUCCACCGCCGUCGGUGCCCCUUUGCUACGACCUGCCUGCUGUCGCAGCCGGCGACGGCGUCUUGAGCCAUACGAAGAAUCACGGUGACAACAGCAAUAAUGUGGCCUUCUCUGUCCGUCAGGCUGGAGAGCGUGCCAUCCUGGGUGUGUUCGGUUCGGGUACAUUCAAUCUCAAUCUCCGUGCCCGCGUCCAGCAGAUGGCCAAUAUCAUCACGAACACUCGUCCUCGUGGGAUCGGCUUAGCACCCAUCGCCGAAAACUUCUCCAUCCUGGUACACUUUGACCCCAAGAUCAUGUCCCAACAAGAGACCGUGAGCCUCAUCUUGUCUUUCAACGACCAGCUCGACCCUGUUGAAACAGCGGGUAUACCCAGCCGGAUUAUCCGCCUCCCCGCCGUCUUCGAUCCCCCGGAAUGCCAUGUGGCUAUUGACAAGUACAUGUUACUUCAACGGCCGUAUGCCACUUACUUGCCAGACAAUAUCGACUUCAUUCGUAGAAGCAAUGGAUUGGCCCGCAGGGCAGAUGUCAAGGCCGCCUUCUUUGACACGCCGCAUGUUGUCAAUGCUGUGGGCUGGCUGAUGGGCCUACCGAUCUACAACGUCCUCGAUCCACGGCGCCAACUGAAUGUGCCUAAGUACAACCCUGCGCGAACGUGGACAGCCGCCGGCUCGUUGGGUUCGGGCGGGACAUCGAGCUCCAUCUACCCAAACGACGGCCCUGGAGGAUACAUGCUCUGGGGUGCCACUCUUCCGGGCUGCUGCUGGGACACGUACGGGAGAAGGAAGGGUGGGAAAGCACAAAAGCCUUGGCUGUUUGAGCCCUUCUAUCAAAUUAUUUUCCACGAGGUCGACCGGGACGUUUUCGACCAAGCGGUCCGGGAUUUCCGAGCUGGGCGUUACGAGAUCCAAAUAUCAGAAGCAAAGCUGGACAUGGCCGCGUAUAACGACAUGCUGGUUCGUACAGCCGAUGAAGUGGCGGCUCUCAGAAAGGUCCAAGAGGAGUGCACUCAGAUCGAACUAGCCAAGGAGAAGGAGCUCCUCGCAAAAUGGACUGAGGAGAAACGACUCAAGGAAGGCGACGUGAGCUGUCAACAACAGCCGGGAAAGCCCCAGAUAGGUGCCGGGCAGUUGGGGAUCAAUCCUCAACUUGUUGCCAGCGUAUGGAAGAUACAAGUGAACGUCGGAGACCAUGUUGCUGCAGGAGACACCGUAGCGGUGUUGGAGGCGAUGAAGAUGGAAACCGCGGUUCGCGUGCCUACGGGUGGCGAAAAGUAUUGCGUGGCAGCAGUCCUCAAGAGUCCCGGCGAUACGAUAGAAGUGGGAGAAUAUAUAGUCGUACUAGACAAGAUUUGA
Messenger RNA from Microdochium trichocladiopsis, 3696 nucleotides. Its product is annotated as urea carboxylase. Gene Ontology annotation, molecular function: ATP binding; metal ion binding. The transcript is spliced from 4 exons. The record is from RefSeq and is a predicted model, not a curated record. Bases 1 to 3696 code for a protein of 1231 amino acids. NCBI's taxonomy places the organism in Eukaryota, Fungi, Ascomycota, Sordariomycetes, Xylariales, Microdochiaceae.